Messenger RNA from Pseudophryne corroboree (corroboree frog), 2368 nucleotides. RefSeq names its product transmembrane protein 74 (gene TMEM74). The coding region runs from base 330 to 1145 and encodes 271 amino acids. The transcript is spliced from 2 exons. The record is from RefSeq and is a predicted model, not a curated record. Lineage: Eukaryota; Metazoa; Chordata; Amphibia; Anura; Myobatrachidae.
AGCAGUGGUGACAGGAGGAGCUCAAUCUCCGGGGACGCUGGGCUGCUGCAGCACUGCUGGAGGGAUGCACUCAGUAUUGUAAACGAGACCACGCCCCUUUAACCGAGGCCACGCCCCUUUUCCACCCGCUGACGGCACAAGGGGGAUAACAGGGUACAGUCCGGAUGUCACCAAGUCCAGGUGACGCCUCUGACCAGGAGAACACCAUCAUGAGAACACCUCCAUCGAAGAAUGGGUUUCAGAGAAGACUCCAAGGUAUGGCUCAUCAGCGUAUACCUGAACACUUGAAAGGCUCGGACUCAAAUUGCUGUGAUAUGUAGAGGGAUUCUAUGGCGUGCAUGGAGCUUCAUCACAUGAACGGACAGCCACAAAUACUAGACGAGUGCAACAACGAAGACUGGGGUUACAACGUCAAAGACCCAAAGACCUUUUGUUAUGAAAAUCAUUGCUUGGCUCCUGCCUUGUCACCAGAUCAAUACGAGUCUAUAUCUUUAGCAACAUCAGAUGAUGUGUCAGGUCCAAAACUAUCGCAAGAAGAUUAUGGCAAAGAUAGAAGAAAGGCUUGCUGCGUUGAUGAAGUCGAAACAUCUUUUACGUAUGUCGACGAAAACGUAAACAUAGAACUUGUGACCCAUCCAACUUUUAAGAAUGGCCAUGGGCACCAACAUCACCCCACUGAUCGAGAAAUCCAGCAAGACGGCAUCCAUGAAGCCUCUAUAAUGUCCGAUGAUGAGGCUACAUCAGAGGCCUCCGGGAAGUCUGUAGAUUACGGAUUCAUCAGCGCGGUGACGUUCCUGAUCACUGGGAUUCUUCUCGUCAUAAUUUCAUACCUGGUGCCCAGAGACAGGUCUGAUCCAAACUCCAUCACGGCCCGAGAAAUGGAACAAAUCGAGAAGAGAAAUGCAAUUAUCGGCACACACUUGGAUAGGUGUGUGAUUGCCGGGCUGUGUCUACUAACUCUUGGCGGUGUUGUAUUGUCCAUUCUAUUGAUGAUAUCCAUGUGGAAAGGGGAACUCUACAGGAGAAAGGCAUUUGCCUCUAAAGACUCUGCCAAACUGUAUGGCUCAAUUAAUUUUAACCAUUCAAAGUCUGGCGGCAAUGAGAAUACAUUGGUGCAGGAGGAAACUAUUGACAUAGUUAAUUAACGUUACCAAGUUUUAUUUGGUUUUUAUAAAUUUUCUUCACAAGCAGUAAAUUAUUUGCACUCUGUAGUGGGUAAAAUUGAACUUUAAGCCAAUAUCGGAAAGACUAGUUAAAGCAGUCAAGUGGCAGGGUUUUUUUUUUAUAGGGUCCUAGAGACCUAGCUAAGGUAUAUGUAAUAAAAGGAAAUGGUUGAAUCUGUAUGGAGGAAAAUGAAACUAAGUAUUUGUGCCUUCAUAUGAAACAUCUACUACUAGCGGGAACAGAUUCCAUAAAUUUGUAUCUACUAUAAUAUUGUCAUAAAAUCUUCAGAAUUGAAAAGGACAGAGGCACAUUUCAUAGAAGUCCCACUUUUCUGCUGGGAAGACCAUAGGAUUCUAUUAUGGCUGAUUACUCAAGAAAAUAAUGGCAUAUAUUCAGGGUUCACAUUCAACUGACUGUAUCGUACAUUUGGUUUUGUUAUUGAUAUUAUUUUAGACUUACAGUAUGAAUCCAUGUAACCCAGGAUUAAGCAAUCUGUUGGCUGGCAAAACUUGCUGGGACUAAUAGUUCUGCAAAAUCUCAAAAGUAGAGAUGAGUGGUUCGGUUUUGACUUGGUUAUGUUUAGAUCUGAAAAUGUCCUCUUAUUGGCUAUCCGUCUCUCGCGUGUUUUGGAUAGCCAAUAAGAUGACUUUUUCCGAUCUGAACUUGUGCUACGUUUUCACGAAAAUGGCAAAACCGAACAACUUAUCUUUACAUAAAAGCCACAAUUUGCCAAACCGCGGAUCACUUGGAUGUGAAAAACUAAAAACAUAUGCAACCGCUAGACAGGUCCUCAUCAGCUCUAGAUAUCCACACACAGAGGCCGUGUUCCUGUUAUGCCCACUACAAAAGUGAGUAUUGAGGGCAUUAAUUAAAGUACACUAACAUCACAUUCUGGCACAGAUCCUGAUGAGAGGGUGCCAUAGGUCUGUAUAAAGUGCACAGCACCAUGUAUAGAUUUGGUUUACAUACAUUUGCGAUUUAAUGUACACUGUAUAUAUUGUAUUUAUACCUUGUAUAUAGGCGCCAUAGCCUUUUUGUGCCUCAUCGGUUGCGGUUUAUACUUGUACUCUAUUGUUACAGUGCCUGUGUUAUGUUACGAUGCAAAUCAGUGGGGCAUCCAAAGGCGGGUGGGAGAUAGGGGUCGAUGUAAGACGUUCAUAUAUCUAGUAAGUAAGGGGUUAAAAUAAACCUGUGUUUGGGCUGA